Molecule: messenger RNA, 424 nt
Organism: Oxyura jamaicensis (ruddy duck)
Lineage: Eukaryota; Metazoa; Chordata; Aves; Anseriformes; Anatidae
Product: protein brambleberry-like
Exons: 2
Coding region: 167-409 (80 amino acids)
Source: RefSeq, a predicted model, not a curated record
AGGACCCCCGCCAUGCUGCCCCCCCGUUGCUGCUGGGCUCUGCUCCUCCUCUGCGCCCCCGCUGCCGGGGGGGCUGCUGGGCUGGCUGGGUUUCGGCACCCCUCCCCAAGAAGGGGGGACCCCCCCGCCCCCAGGACCGCUGAGCCCCCCCCGAGUCCCCUUCGAGAUGACGAUGGGCGACGAGCGCUUCCAGGCCGAGGGGGCGCAGUGGGAGCUGUCCCCCCUGGACUCCUGCCACCGCCAGGUCGUGGCGCGGCUCCGCUCGUCCUGCGCCGACCUGAGCGAGGAGGAGGUGGCCAAGCUGGGGGUGGCCCUGUUCAACUGCCAGGCCAGCGCCGAGGGCCGCCGCACCUACCCCUGCACCCCGGAGAUGGUAAGGGGGCGGCGCGCCCCGGUUCCCACCCCAUAAAAUCCUAUAGCGGUG